Cyprinodon variegatus (sheepshead minnow) is the source of this 505-nucleotide messenger RNA. It is a transcript of the gene rpl35a, whose product is annotated as ribosomal protein L35a. The record is from RefSeq and is a predicted model, not a curated record. Gene Ontology annotation, biological process: cytoplasmic translation; ribosomal large subunit biogenesis. Gene Ontology annotation, cellular component: ribosome; cytosolic large ribosomal subunit. The coding region runs from base 113 to 445 and encodes 110 amino acids. The transcript is spliced from 5 exons. NCBI's taxonomy places the organism in Eukaryota, Metazoa, Chordata, Actinopteri, Cyprinodontiformes, Cyprinodontidae. Gene Ontology annotation, molecular function: structural constituent of ribosome.
GCAAGUCUUUGGGCAACUCCCUACACACUGAUUACCCAGCAGGCCCCGCGACCUGUCUUUUCCUCCAUCUUUGUGGACUGUUCGCAGGUGAUUGCACCUGAAGAGAACAAAAAUGCCUGGAAGACUGUGGAGUAAGGCCAUCUUCACCGGCUAUAAGCGCGGUCUAAGGAACCAGCGUGAGCACACAGCGCUACUGAAGCUAGAGGGCUGCUACAGCCGCGAUGAGGUGGACUUCUACCUGGGCAAACGAUGCGCUUACGUCUACAAGGCCAAGAAGAACACAGUGACGCCUGGCGGUAAACCCAACAGAACCAGAGUGAUCUGGGGGAAGGUGACCAGGGCCCACGGAAACAGCGGGAUGGUCAGAGCCAAGUUCAGCAGCAACCUGCCCGCUAAGGCCAUUGGACACAGAGUCCGGGUGAUGCUGUAUCCAUCCCGGGUGUGAAGAGCGACCAUGUUUGUACAGAAAUAAUAAAAACUGAUCAAUAAAUGGGUCGGCACAAAA